Molecule: messenger RNA, 1356 nt
Organism: Pneumocystis jirovecii RU7
Lineage: Eukaryota; Fungi; Ascomycota; Pneumocystomycetes; Pneumocystales; Pneumocystaceae
Exons: 3
Coding region: 1-1356 (451 amino acids)
Source: RefSeq, a predicted model, not a curated record
AUGUGUCGGGCAGCAACAUGGACGGAUGAGGGAGAUGGCGAAGACGAGGAGGACGACGAAGACAAGCAGGUGAGCAUUGUUUCCUGGGCAAAUGAUGCCAAAGUCCUGGUGCUGCAUCCUGGCUCGCAGUAUCUGCGUAUCGGCCUUGCUGCAGACGCUUUUCCACGGACGAUCCCUAAUGUUAUUGCACACCCACACAGAACCGACUCCCAUGAUUGCCAUGUUGCUGACAUAGCUGAAGAUGAGGACUUUGACCACGCUGUGCAGACUUUGGAAGUGGCUUUGCGUGCGCGGCUGCGGCUGUCAAAGCGCCGCACACAGUCGAAUGCACGUGAACUGGUCAUUGCAUAUAACCAGAAUGCCCUGCCGGAGGCGGCAGAGGCGGACGCGGCGCCGGAGUGGACGGAUGUCGGCGCAGAGCCUGCGGUGUUCGUGGGACAGAAGUGUAUAUGCAGUGUGCUGACUGGCUGCAGAAUACAGCUUCCGUAUGGCGGAGACGAUGUUACACGCCUAUUUAUACAGCUGUUACAGCGGAAUGCCUUUCCAUACAAAAUAGACCUCCGGCGUAUCCACGACUGGCAGCUUGCAGACACCCUCAAAGUCCGCUAUUGCACUUCUUUUGUCGGCAGCGCAACAGUGCAGCUUCUCGACUUUGUUCACACCUCCUCGACAGGCACCCACCGAUACCGCUUUAAAGCAUACGACGAGCCCGUCCUCGCCACAAUGGUAAACUAUGCGUGCGUCCUGUCCACUCGUUCAUGUAUAUUUAGGCCUACUUUUUCCCCGCCGUCUUCCACUCCAUACAUCCUGCACACAUUGUGCAGGAGUCACGUGACCUCCCUUACAGAAACUCUUACAAAGACUCCACACAUGCACAGCAGCCAGAGGCCUCGGCCGAGACUCCGGACACCCCCAGUGCAGACACGGGACACUCUCACCCUAUGCCUCUUGAUGAUGCAAUUAUACAGAGCAUCAUGCGUGCCUGUGAACAUGCGCCUUCAGACGACCGUCUCAAGACGAUGUGUGCAAGCAUUCUUCUCGUUGGUGGCGGACACGCUUUUCCCGGGUUUAUUCAUGUUCUCGAGGACCGUCUUCGGGCCCGCCAGCCAGCAACGGCACCGAUCCGCUUCCUCUCACCGUCACGUGACACCGACCCGCAGAUGCUUGCAUGGAAAGGCGCGUGUGUCUUCAGCCAGCUCAAGAUUGCACGUGACUUUUGGAUCAAGCAGCGCGACUGGGACCUCCUCGGUGUGCGCUGCCUCCAAUACCGCUCGCUGGGGUACUUUUGGAACGGAUAGCGCCAUGGCUUCUCCAUGGUCACGUGCCAUUCACUGCAGGUCACGUGAUUGUGAAUGA